UUGGAGGCUUUUAUUUACAGUCAAAGUCGAUUUUCGGUUUUACUGGUGUUAGAGCUGUUUUAAAGAGGAAAUGGCAAUUUAUUUAAGAACUCAUAUUAUACGUUUUAUUUUGUUUGUAUAUGGACUGAGAACUGUACAUUGUAGUAUUGAAGUAGAAAAAGAUCAAACGCUAUCGAACCGUAUACAAGAAGCUUUUACUGAAAUGAGGACGCUUCACCAUGCAUUAGAAAGUAUACUGAAUGUGCUACCAGACAAAGGAUGUCAGCAGUGCUUCAUAACUCUACACGACCGUGACUCAAACAAAAACCAAACUUUGACUGAUCAUCUGAAGGAAAGUAGAGAUGAAAACGCGACCGUAAAUGAAGAUAAUGGUAAACAGUCGGAGGUCAGUUCGCAAGAUUUCAACGACUUCUUGCAGCGUCUUGGUAAAUUAGAACAGUCUAUCUUAGAGAAAGUUGACGCCAGACUUGCAUCGCAUCCUUUGAAAUUUAUAAAAGGGGUAAAAGGGGAGCCCGGAAUUCCAGGAAUCCCGGGAAUUCCAGGAAUGAGGGGAGACCGAGGAUAUCCUGGAGUUAAUGGAGCAUUUUGCCUGAAAGGAAAUCGUGGACCACCUGGUAUUACUGGAAUUCCUGGACGAAAAGGAGAGCCGGGAGAUACAAAAGUCGGUCAUCUUGAAUUCAACUGGAAAAAGUAA
Messenger RNA from Ruditapes philippinarum (Manila clam), 694 nucleotides. Its product is annotated as macrophage scavenger receptor types I and II-like. Bases 71 to 694 code for a protein of 207 amino acids. The record is from RefSeq and is a predicted model, not a curated record. The transcript has 4 exons. Lineage: Eukaryota; Metazoa; Mollusca; Bivalvia; Venerida; Veneridae.